CAUUGAAGACUGUGUGAACCAGUAGGAUAAUAACAUCAUAGUUAUUAACUGUUCAAAUGUUGAGAAAAGAUAGGUGUGUUAACCAUUAACAACAACAAUACACACAUGCACUCCUGACUGGAAGAAGACAGGAGGUGUGGCCAUUUAACAGAAGAAGAUCCUCUACUUCCUUUUUAGGUGCUACGGUUAAAGUUGGUGUUGGAUGUUUCCAGCAGAGUGACAACAUGACGACUGCAGUACCAGAAUCUACUUUCAGGAUUUUGCUGUUGGGGAAAAGUGAAAACCCAAAGACAACACUCAGCAACUUCAUCCUUGGUAACCAAGACUAUGAUCUCAGGAAACACCCCCCCAUCAACCACUGUGUGGCCAUCUGUGGAGAGUGGAAAGGGAAUCCUCUGACAGUAGUGAAAACACCUGAUAUCUUCAGUCUGACUGAGGACAAAGUGAGACAAGAGUUCAGAACCUGUGUCCCUCUUUGUGCUCCUGGACCAAACGUUCUCCUGCUCGUGGUGGAGUCUUCUGAUUUAACAAACAACAGACGAACACUAAAGUCCAUCCUGAGGUGUUUUGGUCAGGAUGCCUUCAAACACUCAAUUGUCAUCACCACACAUGAAGGGAUGGAAGCCAAUUUCUCUGUUAGACAGCUCCUUAAAGACUGUGGAGGAAAACAUUACAACCUGUUAAAGAAUGACCACUCGCUGUUGAUGGAGCAGAUUGAGAAGAUUGUGCAUGAAAACCAAGGAACCUUCCUCACCUUCACUGAAGAGAUAAAACCGUCUUUAAACCUGGUUCUGUGUGGGAGGACAGGAGCAGGGAAGACUUCAGCAGCCAAGGCCAUUGUAGGUCAGAGAGACCUUCAUUCAGCCUCCAACUCCUCACAGUGUGUUCAACAUCAGGGAGAGGUGAGUGGACGUCAGGUUUCUCUGGUGGAGCUGCCUGCCUUGUGUGGGAAGCCUCAGGAGGAAGUGAUGGAGCAAUCCCUCAGGUGUAUCUCCCUGUGUGACCCUGAGGGGGUCCAUGCCUUCCUCCUGGUCCUACCUGUGGGUCCCCUCAUGGAUGUAGACAAGAAAGAGUUAGAGACCAUCAAGAAGACAUUUGGAUCUCCAGUCAAUGACUUCACCAUGAUUCUGUUCACUGUGGACUCAGAUCCUGCAGUUCAAGAUGCUGUGAAUUAUGUAAGAAGGAACAGAGACCUCCAGGUUCUCUGUCAGAGCUGGGGUGGAAGAUCUACUGUUCUCAACAUCAAGCAGGAGGACCAGCAGGAGAUUGUCAAGAUGUUGGAUACUGUGGUCGGACCAAACUGCUAUACAACAGAAAUAUUUGCCCAUGCCCAAAUAGUAAAGAUCAUAGAGCAAGAUAAAUGUAUCAACAUGCAACAAGCUGAACUUCAGAUGCUGAAAAAGAGCAAUAUUACAUGUGAUGAAGAGAAGCAGAGCCCAGAGUGCCUCAGGAUUGUGCUGCUAGGAAAGACUGGCAGCGGAAAGAGCUCCUCAGGAAACACCAUUCUGGGCAGGAAGGAGUUCAGAGCUGAACCGAGCCAGAUGUCAGUCACCAAACAGUGUCAGAAAGCAGAGAGUGAAGUGGACGGUCGUCCUGUGGUCGUGGUCGACACUCCUGGUGUGUUGGACACAACUUUGACCCAUGAGGAGGUGAAUGAGGAGAUGGUGAAAUGCAUCAGUCUCCUGGCUCCUGGACCACAUGUCUUCCUGGUGGUGUUACACAUUGGUAGAUUGACAAAAGAAGAAAAGGAGACAUUAAAACUCAUCAAGGAAGGCUUUGGGGAAAAUGCUGAAAAGUUCACCAUCAUUCUUUUCACUGGAGGAGAUUCACUGGAGCACGAGGAGCAGACUAUUGAUGAGUACAUUAAAGAAUGUGAUGCAUCCUUUAAACAACUAAUCAAUGACUGUGGAGGAAGAUACCAUGUGUUUAAUAACCAUGAUAAACAAAACAAAAUCCAGGUCAGUUCGUUGAUAACCAAGAUUGACACCAUGGUGAAGACAAAUGGAGGCCGCUGCUACACGAAUGAGAUGCUGCAAGAGGCCGAGACCGCGAUCAAGAAAGAAGUGGAGAGGAUCCUUAAGGACAAGGAGGAAGAGAUGCAGAGGAAGAUGGAGGACUUUAAAAGAAAACAGGAAGAAGAAAUGGAGGUCUUGAAAGGAAGAUUGGAAAAACAGAAAGCGGAAACUGAACAAGAGAGAGCAUUGAAAGACAAACAACUUAAGGAUUACAUCAUACCCCAACCUCUUGUACCCGCUUCCUCGGUCCCCCACCCUUGCCCUCUUGUCCCCAGUACUCCAACCUCUUGUACCCGAUUCCUCGGUCCCCCACCCUUGCCCUCUUGUCCCCAGUACCCCAACCUCUUGUACCCGCUUCCUCGUACCCCAACCUCUUGUACCCGCUUCCUCGGUCCCCCACCCUUGCCCUCUUGUACCCGCUUCCUCGGUCCCCCACCCUUGCCCUCUUGUCCCCAGUACCCCAACCUCUUGUACCCGCUUCCUCGUACCCCAACCUCUUGUACCCGCUUCCUCGGUCCCCCACCCUUGCCCUCUUGUCCCCAGUACCCCAACCUCUUGUACCCACUUCCUCGUACCCCACCCUUGCCCUCUUGUCCCCGGUACCCCAACCUCUUGUACCCGCUUCCUCGGUACACCAACUUCACCCUCUUGUCCCUGCUACCCCAACCUCUCCGUCUUGACCUCGGUGCACCACCCUUGCACUCUUGUCCCCGGUAA
Messenger RNA from Cyclopterus lumpus (lumpfish), 2732 nucleotides. RefSeq names its product GTPase IMAP family member 8-like. Bases 225 to 2732 code for a protein of 835 amino acids. The transcript has 7 exons. The record is from RefSeq and is a predicted model, not a curated record. Gene Ontology annotation, molecular function: GTP binding. Lineage: Eukaryota; Metazoa; Chordata; Actinopteri; Perciformes; Cyclopteridae.